This is a messenger RNA of Lacerta agilis (Sand lizard), 1110 nucleotides long. RefSeq names its product homeobox A1 (gene HOXA1). Gene Ontology annotation, cellular component: nucleus. NCBI's taxonomy places the organism in Eukaryota, Metazoa, Chordata, Lepidosauria, Squamata, Lacertidae. Gene Ontology annotation, biological process: regulation of transcription by RNA polymerase II. Gene Ontology annotation, molecular function: DNA-binding transcription factor activity, RNA polymerase II-specific; RNA polymerase II cis-regulatory region sequence-specific DNA binding. The record is from RefSeq and is a predicted model, not a curated record.
CUCCGAAGAGCCGGUCAACCGGUGAUAGAUGGACACGGCGAGGAUGAAUUCCUUCCUCGAUUAUCCGCCCAUCCUCAACGGCGAGUCCGCCACUUGCUCACCCCGUGCUUACCACCACCACCGCCACCACCACCACCACCACCCAGACCAUGGGAUUACCACAACCACGUUCCAGUCCUGCGCUGUCAGUGCCAACAACUGCAACGGGGACGACCGCUUCCUCGUGGGCAGGGGGGUCCAGAUCAGCCCCCAUCCCCACCAUCAGACUGCUACCUACCAGCACCACCCCAACCUGGGGAUGUCCUACGCCCACCCGAGCUGUGGGCCGACCUACGGCGUGCAGAACUUCGGUGCGGGGGGCUACAGCCACUACCCACUCGCGCAAGAGGCAGAGAUUAAUGGGGGCUUCCCCCAGUGCGCUCCUGCGCUCUACUCUGGAAACGUCUCGUCGUCCGUGGUUCAGCAGCCCCAGGUUUAUGCUGGGGGCCCCGUGGGCUCUGCUCAGUACAUCCACCCUUCUUAUGGGGACGAGCAACAGAACUUAACCCUAACCAAUUACAGCCACCCCCUGUCUCCUCUGCAUUCGAAUCACCAGGAAGGCUGCGGUUCCCCUUCAUCGGAGACUUCUCCUCCCGCCCAGACUUUCGACUGGAUGAAAGUGAAGAGAAACCCUCCCAAAACAGGGAAAGCUGGCGAGUACGGUUAUGUUGGCCAGCCCAACACGGUCCGGACCAACUUCACCACCAAACAGCUGACAGAGCUGGAGAAGGAAUUCCACUUCAACAAAUACUUAACCCGGGCCCGCAGGGUGGAGAUCGCCGCCUCACUGCAGCUGAACGAGACUCAGGUCAAGAUCUGGUUCCAGAACCGCAGGAUGAAGCAGAAGAAGCGAGAGAAAGAGGGCUUGCUCCCCAUUUCUCCGGCCACCCCAACAGGAAGCGAAGAGAAAGCGGAGGAGUCCUCGGAAAAGUCCAGCCCAUCCCCCUGUACCCCUUCGCCAGCCUCCUCUACCUCAGACACUCUGACUACCUCGAAUUGAAAGACACGCUGCUGCUCAUUCUCCCUCUAAGGCACAAUCUAAGAGUAAAUUUAUUGUGUUUCGAACUUCUC